AUGACUGCAGCUAGCAAGGGACAUGUACCACAGUCUUCCGGCCGCGUGAAGGCUAUCCAGCCCGCUUCUUGCUCAUAUAGCCGGACUUCCGUUGCUCCAGGCACCGAUUUCUCAACACCUCUGUCAAGAAUGAUGCCCAUCUCAACUGAAUACUGGUGCUCUGCUCUGGCCAGGCUCAUUGAAACGUCCCGAGCUGGUGCUGGAGUCCAGUUGAUCGAUGCGACGUGUAUCGAGAAAGCUGAAUUUCCCACUGAUUUCGCCUCGGCGAUUGCUACUACUGCUAGUACUGUCUCUGCUGCCAACGAAUUUCUCUCCACUCCAUCUCAUGCAGUCCCUUCUGGUUCUGCCACCGCCUCGAAUUCGGGCAUUAGGCAUGUGUUUUUGACAAAUUAA
Molecule: messenger RNA, 393 nt
Organism: Protopolystoma xenopodis
Lineage: Eukaryota; Metazoa; Platyhelminthes; Monogenea; Polystomatidea; Polystomatidae
Source: the annotation of a GenBank genome assembly